Molecule: messenger RNA, 846 nt
Organism: Paraglomus brasilianum
Lineage: Eukaryota; Fungi; Glomeromycota; Glomeromycetes; Paraglomerales; Paraglomeraceae
Source: the annotation of a GenBank genome assembly
AUGGUCUUUGAAGAUAUCUUUUAUCCGGGUAACGCAAGGAAGAGAAAGGAAGUGUCGGACUAUCAGAUCAAGUUCCAACUGAGGUUCAAUGAUUUUAAAAAAUCUUGGAACACAAUGUGUACAUCCUUCAAUAACGCAGUUCAACGGACGCGACCGGAUUGGAUUCUGCAACGACUCGACUAUACUCCGGAUUCACAAAAGGCAGAUGAUAUACUCAAUGGAAUCAAGAGCGUAAUGGAAGAUACAAAAGAUAAGAUUCCAAAGAUGGAACAUGACCUUGGUAUCAAGGAUAUAGCAGGAGCCUUUGAGAAAAGGGAUGCAGAAAAAUUUAAGAAAAUCUCCACAGCGUUAACUGCAUUAUUAGGCACAUUUGAAACUGUAAUUGUUAUACACGUUCUAAAGAUAAUAUUUAAGCAUGUGAAGCCCAUCUGUGGGAUUAUAGUAGCAAGCGUACGCAGACUUGGAGGAGUAAUUGGAUUCAUCUUGGGCGGUUUCGUAGCAACUUUGGUAGCAAGUGUUAUACUCGGAGCUAUAGAAAGUAAAAAAUUGGGAGAUGCUAUAGAAGAAUUUCGCAAGUUCGAUGAGGAUUGCAUCGAACACCUCGAGGACAUGCGCAGGAAGAUUGACGGAAUAAACCAGAAUAUCGUGGAUGGCAUUUAUAAGAUAAACGAUUAUUAUUUUAUACAAGACAGAAAGCUUAAAGAAGAUAUUCCUGUGGGAUUACAGAAAUUUUCCAUUGAAAUACCUUCAAAAUUUAUUAGGACAGUUUUCUACAAAAAUGUGGGCGAAAAAGGACCGACUCUUAAUGGAAAACAUGGUGUUUACUCUGAACACCUCAGAGUAUGA